AUGCACUAUCAACCGACAUGGCCAUUUCCGAAAACGAUCAUGAUCCCAGACACCGCACAUGCAUCAAAGCAUAAAUCGAAGAAGACGUCGCAUUUUUCUACCCUAAACCGGUAUUUUCCCGAAAAAUUUCCAAUUUUCGUUCUGAAGAGUAGAAUGCAUUACAGCAUACUAGCAGUACUAAUACUGACCGCAGACUCUGUAUCCAGAGAACCAUUUGAUGAUCAUGCUAGAAGAGCUUACGCAUCGAUGAUUACACUGCCAUACGAUCCAUCCAUGACAAAAUCACAGAAAAUGAAGGAAUGCCAUAAAUUGGACAACGUGGAUGCCGAGCAUAGAUCUUCGGACGUAUCGGAGAGGCAACUUUGUGAGCAUAUCAUAAAAUUCAACGACUGGUUGGCUAAAGAGAUAGAAGGCGCCAGCGAAAAGGUACGAGAUGUUUACGAUAAGACGUAUGUAUGGACAAUUUACAAGGAGCAGAAGCUUGAAGACCCUUUGCCUGAGGACAAUCUACCCAACACUUUAGACGAUCUUGAUAGACAGGAGUUUGAGAAUCUGGAAGAUCGCAUUGCGAAAAAAGUGGACGCAGAUAAAAUACUUCAAAUCCAUCGUUUCUCAACAAUAGCCCCAUGAAAUCCAAAGUUUUGCGUUACUUUUCUUAUGAGAUAAUAAACAUGAUAUG
Messenger RNA from Cylicocyclus nassatus, 679 nucleotides. Lineage: Eukaryota; Metazoa; Nematoda; Chromadorea; Rhabditida; Strongylidae. The record is from the annotation of a GenBank genome assembly.